GCCGGUCUCCGACGCGGCACAAGUGGCCUGAGCCGCAGGAUGCGGGCGCAGCGGCGUGAUGAGGCCUUUUCGCCCCGCCGCCGCUCCAAGGCACACCGGGCAGGCACACAGACAGUGCGCACAGCAGCGGCACCGAACGAUGACCGCGGCUGGAACAGCGGCAUGUGUCGAGCGCCGCGACAGCAGCAUGCUGCAGCAGACUCUCGCUGCGGCGCCUCUUGCUUCCUCUCCACAUCCUACCACCUCUCUUCGUGCCACCUCGCUCAUCCACCAUGUUCUUCCGCGCUCCUCUCAUCCUCGCCGCGCUCGCCGCGUGCGUGUCGGCGGCCAACAUCACCGUGCAGGUCGGCCAGGGCGGCGACAAGUUCUCGCCUACGAGCGUCACCGCAGCGCAGGGCGACACGAUCUCCUUCGUCUUCCAUGAGAACAUGGAGCACAACGUGAUCGAGGCCCAGGGCACGGACACGGCGACCGCAUGCCAGCCCAAGGAGGGCGCGCUGCACUCGGCGCUGCAGAACGAGGCCGCCGUCGUCAGCGUGCCGGUCAACAGCACCGAUCCCGUGUACAUCUUCUGCGGCCCGCACUGCGAGUCGAAGGGCAUGGUCUUCAUCAUCAACCCGGGCACUGUGAGCGUGGAGCAGUACGCCGCCGCCGCCAAGGGCCAGUCCUCGUCCUCCUCUUCGGCCGCCUCCAGCGGCUCGUCCACGGCCGCCGCCUCGUCGAGCACGCGCGCCGCCUCGUCGUCUGCCGCCGGCGCCGCGAGCAGCAGCUCGGGCAGCUCGGCGCCGGCAGCCACGAGCGCACGCACGGGCGCGGCGCAGGUCGCCAAGCCCGUUCUCGGCGCUGGCGUCGCUGGUGUGCUCCUGGCGGCCCUGCUCGCCUAAGCUAUGAGGCCAUGUGCCGCAAUGUGUUUAGCUCUGGCGUCGCGCCGCCAUCUCUCCCGCUCGCUGUACUCGAGCUGCGUUCAAUCUAUGUAUUGGCUUACUCGCCAAAGUACUUCUCGCGGUAGGCGCGCAUCGCCUUGAGCUGCUCCUCCCAGC
Molecule: messenger RNA, 1040 nt
Organism: Tilletiopsis washingtonensis
Lineage: Eukaryota; Fungi; Basidiomycota; Exobasidiomycetes; Entylomatales
Exons: 4
Coding region: 273-884 (203 amino acids)
Molecular function (GO): copper ion binding; electron transfer activity
Source: RefSeq, a predicted model, not a curated record